Aspergillus heteromorphus CBS 117.55 is the source of this 2712-nucleotide messenger RNA. RefSeq lists its product as uncharacterized. The transcript has 12 exons. Bases 1 to 2712 code for a protein of 903 amino acids. Lineage: Eukaryota; Fungi; Ascomycota; Eurotiomycetes; Eurotiales; Aspergillaceae. The record is from RefSeq and is a predicted model, not a curated record.
AUGUCUUCAAAAGCAGUUAAUCACCCGAUGAACACGAAGCAGAAAGAGCAGGACAUCAACCAAAAGCUACAGCUCUAUGGAAUCUACCAAGCUUUCAAGAACGGCAAGCUUCCAUCGAACAAACAAUGCGACGUAGCCUUGAACAGUGCUCUCGCCUCCAAGCCUCUCUCAUCCCCGUCCCAGAACUUGUCGAGUGAAGGCCAGGACCUAGUCAAGGACCUUCGAGAUGUUAUCGAGCACGCUAAGAAACUUAUGCUGAGCAAGAACGAGGGACAGCUCCUGCAAGAAUUCAUAUGGGAGGCACAGAGCGUCUCUGCCGGGGACACCGAAAAGCCGGGUGUCCCUGUAACUAAGGACACCGCCCAGCAAGAUGCUCAGGAGGCUUUGGAAGGAAUCAAGUCACUGGGGAGACUUCUGAUCACCAAUGGAGAGUUUAGAAAGCUCUUAAAUGACGCCCUGACCCUUGCACGCGAUAUGGCCGGCGACGCUUCACAAAAGGCCGCAGACCGAGUAAGACCGUCGGAGGAUCAGCUUGCUCAGAUAGAUGAACCGGCGGAAGAGAAUGUAUGGCACGAGCAGCCUGACUUCUCAAAGCACAAGGAGAAGUUUAAGGCUCGCUUCAAGAAAAAUAAGGUGAGACUUGCGCAUCGAAUUGAUCUUGCAGAAGUUGUCGAUACUGCGGCUCAGGCUGCGACUGGAGGCCAACAACCUACCUCAACCUCAGAUAUUGAUGCGCGUGCCGGUGUUGCUGCGGGAGCAGACAGAGCCCAGGAACAUAUCUCCGAGGAUGUUCCUGAAGAGACGAAGGGCCGUGCUCGACAACUCAAAGAUAGGACCAAAGGCUACUUGUCAGAAAAGAUGCCCCAGGAGCGGCGAGACCAAGCCAUCUGGCGUCUCAAGAAGAUGGUUAUUGAAAUCCAAGGUCACUCGGAUUACCAGCAGGCAAUCAGAACGCUGCUUGACAUGGCUGAAAAAUAUGGCGGUCACACCCGGAACCUAUCCCAGCAGGGUGCUGGUUCGCUUCAGGGCUUCAGAAGCGGUGACAAGAUCCAGAAAAUGGAAACAAACCUACGGACCUUGAUCGAGCGUUUCGCCAACAACACAUCCUUGGAUAACUUUUUUGAAUCGCUUGACACCAUCUACCGGGAUGCUGACAGGGACCCUGAGCUUAAGGGUUGGUUCAAGAACAUGGAUACGUUCAUCCGGAAAACCUUGACAGAGCAGGGUUAUAUUAUGGAAGAUGAAUGCAACCGCCAGUGGGGUCAAUUGACCGACCACGGUCGCUACCUGUUGCGUGAGCGCUACAGGGACCACACCGAUCGCAUUUUCGAUGAGAUCAAGUUCAUUGGUGACCAGUUCAACCGGGACCCUCAGAACAAGGUCUUUGGAGACUCGGUACAGAAGCUUUUCGACGAUCUUGGGCGCGAUACGAGCGGCAAAAUGGCAUUUAAGAAGCAUCUUCUCAAAGACAUCCGGGAUGUUAUUUUGCCUGGCUUCUUUGAAAGCGUUCGCUACGUGCCCGUCCCUCGCAUUGAAGUGUCCGACCCCUCGGCCGAUGUGGUUGUGGAAAACCUCGUUAUCGAGAGCGAUAAUUUGAUGCCGAAUAUUGUGGAAUUCGGAAGCGAUAACUACUUCCGAUGGGGACGCAAGAAGAUUAGCAACAAGAGAGACAACAAGAUCAUGAUUUCUGUGUCAGGAAUCCAGGCAGAUCUUAGAGAUGUGAGUUAUUACAUCAACAGAAAACAGGGCUUCCCUGCCAUAACGGAUACCGGAGUUAUGGAUAUAUUCCUGGGUGGCGAUGGCUUCGGAUUUAAGAUCGCAGCCUCCACUGCCCAGAAAGACGAUCGCCAAAACUUCAUCAAGUUGGACAAAGUAUCCGUCAAGAUCGAUUCCUUCAGCAUCAAGCUGAAGCAAUCCAAGCACAAGACGCUUUUCACCAUCUUCAAGCCAUUGCUCUUCCGUGUCGUCCGCCCGACACUCCAGAAGGUACUUGAGCAGCAGAUCCGAGAUGCGUUCGUCAAGGGAGACGCCUUUGCGUACGACAUCCACAGCGAGGCAAAGAAGGCACAGGAAGCUAGCAGCGAAGAUCCCGCAAACGCGCCGAACAUCUAUUCGCGCUACCUGGAUGCCUUCCGUGCCAGAAGCGAAGACAAGAAGCGCAAGGCCCAGGAAAUUGCCAAGCGUGACACCAAGGUGCAGACGGCUACUACUCUUCACGAAUCUCUCUUCCCCGACAUCAAGCUCCCUGGCGGCAUAUCUAGCAAGGCUACCGAAUACAAGGAGCUUGCUAUGAAGGGAGAACGCUGGGAGUCUCCCAUCUUCAGCAUCGGCAGUGCGUCAGAGUCUACUGAUAUCCCGAGGUCAGGGGAUAUUUCGCGCAAGCGGAACUCAGCAACCGAGAAAGGAAAAACCGACAGUGGUGUGAGUGUGGAAGAUGGUAGGCCACAUGGUGGAGCGACCAAUGUCCACACAACUGCCGCUGGGGGCCCAACCGUGACGAACGGAGGCGCAGCGGCCGUUGACGGUCGAGCAAUGAAUGGCAGCCAUGCCACUGCCGAAAAGAACGGACACACCAAAGCGUACGACCACGCAGCGGCAUCCCGUGGCUUCUCUGACGAAGUCAACCAAGCCUUUGGCAGUGGGAACACUGGUAGCGGUGUUCGCACCACUGUUCCCGGGACCGAGACGGCAUUCAAUCCCCAGACCGCAUAG